Molecule: messenger RNA, 1394 nt
Organism: Oncorhynchus gorbuscha (pink salmon)
Lineage: Eukaryota; Metazoa; Chordata; Actinopteri; Salmoniformes; Salmonidae
Product: coiled-coil domain-containing protein 122-like
Exons: 3
Coding region: 92-685 (197 amino acids)
Source: RefSeq, a predicted model, not a curated record
ACAUGGUCCCUUCCAUGUAUUGCUGUAGAGACACAUGGAGGGCCUGACUUCUCUCUAACACAAGCUUUAGAAGACGUCUCUCAACAAGGAUAUGCCCAGAUUGUGGCCCUCCAGGAGGAACAACAAGUGCUCAGCUCUCUCCAGGCCACACUACAUUGAGAAGAAAGGCAAAGAAGCUGAAGUGGAGUUAAAAACCAACGUGAGGCAGAUUCUCAUCCUGGAGGGUGAGAUGGAACAGCUGCAGCCACAGUUGCAAAACCUGGGCUUGCGUUCCAUCACCGUCUACAACGAAAACACAGUGCUCCGACUGCUGAUCGAGGAAGAGGAGGACAACUCCAGCUGCGUGCUGGCCGGUUACAACACCUACCGGAACAAGUUGGAGAGCCACCUGACGGCCGUCUUGCAAGCGGAGAGCCAGACGAGGGCUCACAGGGAGCUUGUGGAGAAGAGGACUCUGGUCAGAGUGCUCACAGAGAGGAGAGAGGAGCUGAGGGCCGACCUGGAGAACCCAGAGGGGAACGCUGUGAAGCAGGCACAGAUCCAGAACAGACGGUACGAUGCCAUCGUGAAGCGUCUCCACUGCCAACUGAUGAAGGCCCAGUCCGGCCACAGGCAGUUGUCUGAUGAUAUCUACCACAUGGAGAGAGAGAUCCAGGACCUCAAGAGACACCUCGAGGUGCCAUAAGUUAGCAUUCUGGUUCAUAAAACUGUACGUUUUGUAGUAUGACCUAAGGCUAGGAGUUUUCCCAAGCCAAGACAUACUUCAGGCCCUAGUGUAGGUCUGUGCAUGACAGUUUUGUUGCUGUUCAUUUUACAUUUUUCUCUCUCAUAGUUUUUUCAGUGAAAGUGAUGAAUUGGAAAGCCAUUAAUUAAACAAAAACAUGUUUUUACAGAAAACUGGCUUUCUCUCCCCAUUACAAGUAACUUGGGUUUCCCCCUGAAUCUAGAGAUAUUUCUGACACUCACUGGCCAGCAGGGGGCAAUGGUUUCAACCAAGAAAUAGCAACUAUUCCUGUGUUACUGUAUAGAAGACAAUAAUAACUGACAGUCACUUUGUAGACAAAACAACCUUUAUUGGUGUGUUUCUCUCCUGUCUCUCAUCAUCUUGACAACAACAACAGAUCAGAACAGGAGACAAACUGAUGAGAUGGAGACGUGAAGGAAACCUUUUAUACAUUAAACCAUGGCAGGGAUCGCCUUAGCGUAAAUGCUGUACAUGAUACAACCAACUACCGGCGGAUUACACACACUAAGACACGCAACAUCAGAGGAACAGAAUACUGAGUCAUCAUCAACUGUUUUAGGGUUGGAGAAUAAAGCAAUGACCAAACUUUCCUUUCUGUCUCUCUCUGUCUCUCUCUGUCUGUCUCUGUCUGUCUCUGUCUCUGUCUGUC